AUGGAUGCUCCCUCAAAUCCAAAUCCACCAGCAUCAAAUGGUCCUAAUGACCCUUUGAUUGUGGAUGAUGAAUCCCUACCAAAAAAAGCUAGAGUUAAUGAGAAUCGAUCCACCAGAGAGCCAUCUGAUGUUUGGGAGCAUUUUGUUAGGUUACAAAAUUGUGAAAAGUUAGAAUGCAAAUAUUGUAAGAAGCAAUACAAUGCUGCAAGGAGGAAUGGGACCUCAUCCAUGCGGGCUCAUUUGCUAAUAUUUCCAAAUCAUAAAGGGGAGGAAAUUGGAAAAACUAUUGAAAGGUGCUUGAAUGAUUGGGGUAUCAAAAUGGUGAUAACUGUCACAGUUGAUAAUACUAAACCCAAUGAUGUGGCUCUUGAUUAUUUGAAGAAGAAGUUGGAGAUGAAGGAUGGUUGUAUGUUGGGAGGCCGGUUCUUGCACAUGAGAUGUGCUGCCCAUAUAUUGAAUCUCAUUGUGCAAGAGGGAUUGAAAGGCAUUCAUAACUCAAUUGUUAAGGUGAGGAAUGUAGUGUGCUAUGUUAAAUUAUCUCCAAAAAGGAUGGAUAGGUUCAAGGAAGCUAUAGAGGAUGAAAAAAUCCAAUCUAAGAGUUUGUUAUCUCUUGAUGUCUCUACUAGAUGGAAUUCCACAUAUCUUAUGUUAGAGGCAACCGAGAAGUUUGAAACAACCUUUGAUAGAAUGCAUGAAGAGGAUGUGGAAUUUAGUUCUUGCUUUAUGGAGGUAGAUGGAAAUGGGAAAUAG
This is a messenger RNA of Quercus lobata, 750 nucleotides long. Its product is annotated as zinc finger BED domain-containing protein RICESLEEPER 2-like. Lineage: Eukaryota; Viridiplantae; Streptophyta; Magnoliopsida; Fagales; Fagaceae. Bases 1 to 750 code for a protein of 249 amino acids. The record is from RefSeq and is a predicted model, not a curated record. The transcript has 2 exons. Gene Ontology annotation, molecular function: DNA binding.